Molecule: messenger RNA, 2757 nt
Organism: Durusdinium trenchii
Lineage: Eukaryota; Dinophyceae; Suessiales; Symbiodiniaceae
Source: the annotation of a GenBank genome assembly
AUGCUUGACCUUGCCAAGAGAUGUGAUGAAAUCACCAGACCAGUAAAGCCCAAAGCAGAGGUGGUUCCAGCACCUUUCAAUCAUGUGAAGAGAGAAGGUCAUGUGAAGGUGGAACGUUUGCUGCGUCCUGUGGCAACACCAUGCAGGGCACUACCCAGAGAGCCUGAAGCAGUGCCAGCACAAGCAGCUGCUGCAGCUGGUGCAGCCGAUCCAAAUUCUUCUACUUCCCCAAGCCCACCAUGUGAGAAGCCUGCUGCCCCUACUGAUGCGGGCAGUGAUGAGAAGACUGAUUCAGCCGAAGCCGAACAGAGCUUUGAGGAGGCUUUGACCAAAGGUGUGAUGCAAGUGCUGGAGAACCGGACCGAACAACAAGCGUUGAGGAGGGAUGAGAAGCUGGCGAAAAAAAUUCUUGCCAAGGCCGGAGUCCGAUUCAACGAAGAAUUUCAAAAGCAGCAUUGCGCCAGACUUGAAAAAGGUCAUUGGCAAAAUUUUCUGGCCGCUGUGAUUGGAACCUUGCACAAGCGCAGUGAUAACAACUUGAAUUGCUUGAUCUGUCGGAACUUGAUUGCAUCCUUUGAUGUUCCAAGGGCAGCUGCAACAAUUGCAGCCGAGAUGGAUCGCCAAAAAGGCAAGCCAUCAGAGCCAACAGGUCCUCUGCCAGAGCCUGUCGAUGCUGCUGCAGGUGAUGGAGUCAUUGUUCCCCAUGUUCCCGUGGAGGGAGGGGAGGACUGUGUUCCUGUAGAGCCAGCCUGCAAGAAAGCUCGGCGUGGCCGGCCUCCCAAGGGAGAGAAAUCCGAUUUCAACCUCCUGAACUUCUUGGAGAGUGAUCGUUCUGGGCAAUACAAGAACCGACAUGAAGAAUCUGUUUUCCACAGGCAGGCUGUGGCCAGGCAGCAAGGAGUUGAAGAUUUGGAGGGCCUCCCGCUGUGCAAUGGCUUAGAUCUUGAAUCAGAGGAAGGAUCUUGCACUUCUUUUGGCAAUCCUGAUAUGCUUUCUUUGGUGCGCCUGUGGUUGGGGACCGGUUGCAUUGCUGUUGAGGGAUCAGCCCUGUCCAGCAUCUUCGUAAAGAACGCAGCGCCUCCAAGCACUGGUAUUAUUAUCCAAGAUGAAUCUUGUGCGACUGGAGGCCAGAGUCAUGUCUUGCGUGGAGGCACAUGCUGCAGACAGUGCCUGUCAGCAGCAAACAGGAAGAAAUGCAUCGAUUUGGUGAAGGAAUGGGCUUUUCGGGUGUCCUUCGCAGACUUGACGCAUACCUGUCUCUUGCCCGACAGAACAGAGCAGUUGUGCCAGGCAUCGUGGAUGAAAAGUGCUUUCCCCGAGGUUGCAGACCAACCGUUGGAGAAUAUUUCCUACCACGAGGCCUGCAGCAGAACAAGAAAUCUCUUUAUGCACAUCCCAGUCUCCAAGCAAAAUGCAGCAUUGGUGUCGUUCAUUGGUCGGUCUCUGAAGUUUUUGACUCCUUCCAUGAUUGCGGGACUCAGCGACGAAAUGAAAAAGAAGGUUGUGACGUACGUGGAUGCUCUGGCUAGUGGUAAGCUGCAGCCGUAUGAGAGUUCAGCAAUGGAACUCAUUGGGUCUGGCUCUCUCAAGUCAUCUGACUUGGCGCGCACACUAGUGCCAAUGCUUUUACGGAAAGCAGACAAAAUGAGGAGAGGCUGCACUGAGAGACUUGGUGGUGGUUUGGAUGCUAACGCCGACCUGUCCACCGGCGUUGUCGAGUUGGGUUUCCUCCUUGGAGGUUGCAUCAAGUCACCUGAGAUCCAAAAAGCGUUUGGAAUCGCCCGAAACACCGCGAAGGAGAUCGAAUGCCCGUUGAUCAACAGCUUCUUGCCUCGAUUCUUCCUGGCCGACGGAGAGGUCUUGGUUGAAAGCGUCUCUCGAGCAUUGAACUUCAUUGAGAGUGAUGGGAUGCAUCGUGAUUACAUGGUCUGUCGUGACGAAGUCGUGUACUCAAGAACCUACAACAUGGUUUAUGGCCUGAGUCCUGACAAUCCACGGCAAAGCCAUAUUGUGGGCGGCAGCUAUCCAGAGCAUUCUUUUGUAGAAUCUCAACAUGGACGGCCGCCCAUGGAACACUUGGCACAGGUCCACUGCUGUACCCUGUUGAAGCGGUUGGACACCUGCUCCGGAGGCUUUAUGGUGCAGCAUUUGCCCCGCAGGAAAUUGAUCACAGCGGCCUCUGAGGCCCAGGACAUCGCCAUCUUCCUUGACGCGUGUUGUCAAGCCAACAGCGACAAUCCGCCGCUGGUUGUUGCUACAGAUUGCCACUUCUCCUUUGAUCUGUUCCACAGGAUCCUGGUAGGGUUGGUCAAGAAGACUGAGUUCCAAGAUCUUCCCUUUCUGCGCUUCGUCAGGCCAGGUAGUGCGUACUUCCAUGCUUUGGCUUUUGGCCAAUGGACCGCCAGUGCAGCCUUUGACUUCGAGGAACUGUUUCUCAACACGAUGACUGCGUAUUACAUCAUGCUCAUUUGCUGUAUGCUGGCGCAUGAAAAGCGCGGCAGCCGUGAUAUGUGGCUGCAAUGGCUUCCGCAAUGCACAGCCCGCAACAUGCUUCGGAUGAUUGGGCAGCUAGCCACUCGCUUGAAGACAUGGCCCUCAAGAGCAGUCAUGGAACCAUCCAAGACGACAGAAGACAGCAUCGAGCUUGAGCGUGACCUCAACGCAAAGCAGAAGAGACGCAUGCUUCAAAAAGUGACUCGCAACCGUGACAAACUGGAGAAGAAGUUGGGCCGACCUUUGCAGUUGAUCAAGAAGUAG